AUGACGACCCUUAGCAAUGUCAUCGCCACCCACAAGUCUGAGUGGGUUUCUUUCAAUGAAGAAUCACUCUUUCCUGUUACUUCAGAAGGUGGCUCUGAGAACCUUCUUACAGAGCCGUCUUCUUCCUCAGACAGGUCAGAGAGUUCCUCUGGAGAGAACCAGACAGUGGAUGGAGAAUCUCAAGACUUCUCUCAGUCAGAACAGGGUGGUAGUUCAGAGAAAUUGGGCCUCAUCUCAGAACCCCCAUCCCCAUCUGACAAUCUCGUACACCCCAAACCUGACUUGGCCUCCGCCAUUAGCACUUGGGUCCAAUUUGAAGAAGAUACACCAUGGACCAGCACUUUGCCAGCUCACAGAGAAACAGCAAAGACAGCCCCACCGCUAACCAUGUCCUGCUGGACAUGUCCCUCCUUUGACUCCUUGGGAAGAUGCCCCCUGGCUUCCGAGAGCAGCUGGACUACUCAUUCUGAGGAUACUAGUAGCCCAAGUAUUGACCCGUCCUAUACAGACAUGCAGGCACUUGAUGCUGAGGAGCAGACAAGUGGAGGGGCCUCAGGAGCUGAUUCUGCUGAUAAUUCUUCCUCUUUCCAGGAAGAUGAAGAAGUAGAGAUGGAAACCAUCAGCUGGAACACUAGUGGCCUAGCCGUGAAUGGGCAUUCUGCCACUCCAGUGACCUCAGCUCGAUUCCCCAGUUGGGUGACUUUUGAUGACAAUGAAAUCAGCUGCCCUCUGCCACAAAGCACUUCUACCUUAAAGCCAGAUCCAAUAUCCUCUGCACCUCCUAUCCAAGAUGUGAAUUGUAAUUUAACUGAAUCCUUUAAGAAGAGAGAACGUCCCAAGAGUAACUUGGUAGACUUCUCAAAAGUUCAGAAACUAGAUAUUUCCUCCUUAAACCAGCCACCUUCUAUAAGUGAGCCCCCACCUUGGAGGGCAACCAACCCUUUCCUGAAUGAGACCCUGAAGGAUGUGCAGCCAUCUCCCAUUAACCCUUUCAGUGCCUUCUUUGAGGAGCAAGAAAGGCGAUCCCACAAUAAUUCCAUCUCUAGUGCCACAGGGAAAAGCCAAAGGGAUUCCCUCAUUGUCAUAUAUCAGAAGUCAGAUGCCAUCACUUUUGAUGACUCAGUUAAGAAAAGAACACAUUCUGAUGCUGUCGAGAAACUCAAACAACUACAUAUUGGGGAUCCUGAUCACCUUGGCAGCAUCACUCUGCCUGAUGACGAUCCAACAUCGUGGGGUGGGCUGGAUGAUGAUUUGAAGAGCUCAGCCCCAUCUCGGCCCAGGAAUGGUUGGCCCAUGAUGUUAAGGAUCCCUGAAAAGAAAAACAUCAUGUCUUCUAGACACUGGGGACCAAUUUACAUAAAGCUCACAGAGAGUGGCUGCCUACAGUUGUAUUAUGAGAAGGGCCUAGAGAAACCAUUCCGAGAGUUCAAACUGGAGAUCAGCCAUGAGAUUUCAGAACCUAAGCUCCAGAACUAUGAUGAAAACGGGAGGAUCCAUAGCUUGCGAAUAGACCGUGUUACAUAUAAGGAGAAGAAGAAAUACCAGCCUAAACCAUCUGUGGCUCAUCUGGCUGAGCGAGAGCAAGUAAUUAAGCUAGGAACCACCAGCUAUGAAGACUUUUUGAGUUUCAUCAGGGCAAUUCAGGACCACCUUAUGAAUUUGCCAGUGUCAUUCAUGGACUUAAGCACAGUGGGUUUGAACUAUCUAGAGGAGGAGAUUACAGUGGAUGUCAAAGAUGAGUUCUCUGGAAUCUUGAGGAAAGGAGACAACCAAAUUCUUUGCCACCAAGUCCUAACCCGUGUUCAUGUGCUAAGUUUUCUCUCUGGACUUGCAGAGUGCCACUUGGGCCUCAAUGACAUACUUGUGAAAGGUAAUGAAGUAGUCUCCCGGCAGGAUAUCAUGCCUACCACCACCACCAAGUGGAUCAAUCUCCAUAGCUGCCGCUUCCAUGGCUGUGUCGACGAGGAGGUAUUCAAUAGCUCCCGAAUCAUCCUAUUCAACCCCUUAGAUGCAUGCCGCUUUGAGCUAAUGAGAUUUAGGACAGUUUUUGCUGAGAAAACAUUGCCUUUCACCCUCAGGACUGCAGCAAGCAUCAAUGGGGCAGAAGUGGAGCUACAGAGUUGGCUAAGGAUGUCGACAGGUUUCUCCUCUAAUUGUGACCCUCUCACCCAGGUUCCCUGUGAGAAUGUGAUGAUCCGGUAUCCAGUGCCCAAUGAGUGGGUGAAAAAUUUCAGAAGGGAAAGUGUUUUAGGAGAGAAAUCUUUAAAAGCCAAAGUGAACAAGGGGGCCAGUUUUGGAUCAAGUGUUUCUGGCUCUGAGCCAGUCAUGAGAGUGACUUUAGGUACUGCCAAAUAUGAGCAUGCUUUCAACUCCAUUGUGUGGAGGAUAAAUCGAUUACCUGACAAAAACUCAGCUUCUGGCCACCCUCACUGCUUCUUCUGCCACCUUGAACUUGGUUCUGACCGGGAAGUGCCUUCCAGAUUUUCCCGUCACGUAAAUGUUGAAUUCAGCAUGCCAACCACCUCUGCCUCCAAAGCCACUGUCAGAUCCAUCUCUGUGGAGGACAAGAUCGAUGUCAGGAAAUGGGUGAACUAUUCUGCACACUACAGCUACAAGGUGGAAAUCGAACAGAAACAGAAUUUGAAAUCAGAGGUCGAGGGAAAUGAAAUUGAAAAUCCCAAGGAGUGUGGGGUACAGUGA
This is a messenger RNA of Gracilinanus agilis (Agile Gracile Mouse Opossum), 2700 nucleotides long. It is a transcript of the gene STON2, whose product is annotated as stonin 2. Gene Ontology annotation, biological process: synaptic vesicle endocytosis; regulation of endocytosis; clathrin-dependent endocytosis. Gene Ontology annotation, molecular function: clathrin-cargo adaptor activity. The record is from RefSeq and is a predicted model, not a curated record. Gene Ontology annotation, cellular component: synaptic vesicle; AP-2 adaptor complex. The coding region runs from base 1 to 2700 and encodes 899 amino acids. The transcript has 7 exons. Lineage: Eukaryota; Metazoa; Chordata; Mammalia; Didelphimorphia; Didelphidae.